Messenger RNA from Besnoitia besnoiti, 7743 nucleotides. RefSeq lists its product as uncharacterized. Bases 1 to 7743 code for a protein of 2580 amino acids. The record is from RefSeq and is a predicted model, not a curated record. NCBI's taxonomy places the organism in Eukaryota, Apicomplexa, Conoidasida, Eucoccidiorida, Sarcocystidae. The transcript has 10 exons.
AUGUCAGCCAUCUCGUCCUUUCUGAAGCGAAAAGUCAAGGAUCGGCUGUCUCUGCUGGACGCCGCCUUGGAAGCAGACACGCUCUUGACGCGUCUGAAGGCGACACUCUCGCGGUUCUUUGAGGGCGGAGGACUUCCGACUUCUCUGCCUCCUGCUGCCCUCGCCUCUGACGCGUCUCGCCCUUCACCGGCGAACGCGGUCACCACGUCUGCGCCGAGUCCGCCCUCCGCCUCUCCCCGGGCCUCGGGGGACGGUGCUGCAAAAGGCAGGAGCGCGGAUGGAGACGCCGCUGCCCGCGCCGCGCCUGUUGCAGAGGCCCGCGACGCAGACGCGUCCAAGCCCUGCUCGUCGUGGAGUGGGCGGCGAAAGUCUUCUGCUGCGCCUCAGGCGCGCUCCGCCCCCGCGCUCGUCUCGCCUCUGCCGGCGGAGGCCCUCGAAAAGCUGCAGCAGCUCUUGCAGCAGCUGCUGCUUCUCUGCAGACAGCAGAAGGCGUCCGCGCUGCAGGCGGCGCAGAAGAAGAUCGCCUCCGCUUCGGCGGCCGCCGCUGACGGGCUCGCUUCGGGGCCCCCUCCAGCGAAGGCAGCAGACGACGCCACGCCCUCCGCAGCGACCCUGUGCAGCUCCCUCGUCACGCAUCCGUUGGGCCUUCGAGUUCUCUGCGGCGUCUUGCAUCUCGGGAAGGCGUACGCUGAGAAGACGGGCUCCUUUGCGCAUGCCGCUGCGGUUUCCACGAUUCUUCAGGACGCCUUGGAAAUCCUCGACCUCCUCUUCGCCGUCAAUGCGCCGCCGCCCCUGACCCGCGUUACGCGGCGCGGAGACUCUGCCAGAGGGGCGAGCGGUUUAUGUACACCCCAGAGGCCAGAGGCGGCGAACGAGAAGGGCGCUCACGUGAGAGGCUCCCAAGCGGGAGUGCUCAAGGAGUUCUUGGAUGCUUGCCGCUGCGGCGAUGAGGAAGGCCUCGAUGCGACGUCGUCAGACGAGGAGGGCGGCGACGGGGAUGGCGAUGGCGAGGAGGAGGAUGACGUCGACGGUCCCGGGCGAGGAACGCCCUCGCGUUCGCAGAACGACGGAAGUUCCGCGAAUCGAGGGAACCACGAUUUAUUGAAACGCUCCGAUGCUGCCGACGCGUGGGGUGGGGGCGUGUAUCUCCAGCUGAUGGAUGGCGUCAUGCAACACACCGAAUACGGCGACCUUAUUGUUUCGCUGCUCCUUCUUCCAGAGGUCUACAUCCAGCAUGACGUCCUUCUCGUCUUGCAGAAGCUUUACGGGUUCGCGGAGGAGGCGUGUCGCCGCGGCCGCGAGGCGCUCCGCGAGCAGGGCGAACAGGCGGAGAAAGCGAGGCAGUGGGAGCUCGCCACCCGCCAGCAGAGCUCCUCCGAACAGCCCACGUCUUCCUGGAUUCCGGUGCGCCGCGCCGCCAGCCGCGUGACUAGUAAGAGAGACGCGUGGAGAGGCGGCAGUGGCCGCGGCGAGGGUCAACGAUGCGCGAAGGAUGUUUCCGAGCUUGAGGCGCGCGGCGCCGCCGUCUGCCGCCUCCUCGAAGACGCACUUCUCAACCGCCCCGCCUGCAUCACGCGCCUCACCGCGUCGCUGCAGGAGGGGGCAGGCGCCACGGACUUUGUGCGCGAAGAGGCGCUGGAGGUGCUCAGACUCAUCACCGGGAGACGCCAAGAGAUGAAGGUGAUCGCCACCUUCCAAGGCGCCAUCGAGGCGCUUUUGUCGCUGCUCGCUUCGGAGCUCGGCCUUCCUCUGGGUAUCACGGAGACCUCAUUCGGCUCCGCGUCCUCCUCCGCGCCUGAAAGCAGGGGAGUCGAGGCGCUGCAGCCUCCGCCGCUGGCCACGACGCAACUCCUGCUGAGUGCACCGCGCGUGCGGUCGAGCCUGCGGUGUCUGUACAGCUUGACCAGCUGCGGGCCGGUGUGUAAACACAUUCGCGAGGCGAAUUUGCUGCGGCCGCUGGCGCUCCUGCUUCAGUUCCUUUUGCGGGCGAAGGAGGAUCAUGUCAAGCAGCUGGGUCGUCUGACCCGCCAGCAGGCCCUCCGCUCGGAGGAAAACGCGACAGAAAACUCGUUUCCAGGCAGCCCCCCGUGUGCCGGCCUCGAGCGCGGCGGCGCUCGCACGAAUGGAGCCGCGAAAACGCAGCUGCCGGGUGUACGUACACCGCCUGAACCAGCGCCCCCCUUCGAAAACGCGCCGGGCCUCGAGACCUCCUCCACGCCGCUCGACGAGGCUCUUUUCCUCGUUCUGGCGGUCUUCGGGAACUUCUUCCCCUACCGUAAGAAGCUCGGGCCGUCGCCCGCGUCGGGCGCCGUCGCCGCAGCGUCGCACGGCGCAUUCGCCUCGAGUGUCGGUUCACUGGCGGCGCGGCAGAAGCGAGAGCUUUCGCGCGUGUCGUGCGAGAAGGGGCGGCGAGGGAAGGCGCAGGCGCGGUGGUCUGAAGCCGACAUUCGAGCGAACCAGGCGGCGUUGCUGCGGAGCGGACUCCUCGACCUCUUGUGCCAGCACGUCGCGAAAGUGUGGAAUUCUCUGGCUUUCUUCUUUGACUCCCACUCGCAACGCCCGGCGGCCGCGCCGCUGGCCGCGCUUGUCCCGUCUCUGUUUCGCCUGUUCACACGCCAGCUGCAGCUGCUGCUGGCGCUCGUUGUCGAGGAGGCCGACGGAGGCUCGGCGGCGGCGCAGCGGGGCGGCGGCGGCGCGCAGGCUCGCGCCGCGGAGUCGUCGUCGCUCGCGCUGCAGGCACUGCUGCUUCCCUCCACGCCUCUGCAUCUCUUGCCUUACGAGGCGCGCGCGCGGCAGGACGCCUCGAGGGCUGAGGCCGCAGGGCCGCCGCCUUUCUACUGCCUCGCGUUCGCCGCGCUCCAGGCUGGCGCGCCGCCGGCGUUGCAUGCGCUGCUCCUGGAGGCCCUCGACGUGAUCAUCACUUCCUUCCCCGCUGUUCAGGCGCACAUCCUGGAGGGCUGCCUCGCGGCUCUCGGCGCCGCGUCCUCUGCGGCCGUUGCCUCGGGCUCCGCUCGCGAGGUCGCGACGCCCGCGCCCGCAGCCGACCUCGCGUGCGCGUUGCCGCGCAUUUUCGAGUUCAGCUCCGCUGCGCCCGACGAGGGCGGUGCGGCGCGCGGCCUCGAGAGCGCGCGAGGCGACGCAGGCGACGAGCCGCCGCCUCUGCAGAUUCUCCCCCCUGGCGUCGUGCUCGCCGCCGCCUUACAGUGGGCCUUCCGCCGCGCCGUACGCGCCGCGGAGACUGCGGCGGUGGUCGCGGCGCCAGCGCCACAGAGCGAAGAGAACGACCCCGAGGCGAAGAAGCGGCUUGCGUGGCGCUGGACGCAGGCGUGCACGGCGGUGUCUCUUCUCUCUCUUUCGCUCUUCCAGAAUCCCUCCCUGGCGCUGGUGGCAUGCUCGCGGCCGCUGCCGUCCGUGGCAGCCGGGCCUGGAGCGCAGGGAGAGGAGCCGCUUCUGCGGCAAGUUGUCGGAGGUCUCCUGCCUGCGCUGUCUCGCGCGCUGCGACAGCAGGAGCCCACCGCAAGCGUGUGUCCUGCUGAGAUGCGCGCGCUGCGCCUGUUUUCCGCACGCGUCAGCGUCCUGCUUCUCUCCCUGCUUCUCCCCAGGGUGUGCGGGGACGCCUGGGCGCUGGCCUCGCCUGCUGCGAAAGCUGCCUCGCACGCGCGCGCGUCGAGAGGCCGCGAGCCGCCGGGGAACCCCUCUCACGCGGCGUCUGCCGCUGCGGCCUCACGGCUUCAGCACCCCGAGGGCACCGUUGCGCUGGCGCUCGCCUGGCUGCUUUCGUCGGCGCUGGUGCUACCCUCUUUGCUCCUUCUGCUUCCCUUCUGUCCGUCGGCGCGAGCGGCUGGGACGCCUUCUGGCGUAGCUGAUGGCGAGGCGCUUCUGCGGGCGAGCGUGGCGCUGCUCCUUGAUCGCACGGCGAGUGCGCUGCAGGCCUUCGCCGAGACUGAGCGCGAGCUGACGCGCGAUAUUGCGAGAGGCCGACUGCGAGGGAGGGGGGAAGACGAGAGGAGCUUGGUGCCGGAAGGGGGGAGACAGGGGAGGGGCAUGGCUCGCGCGGAUGCAGCCCUCAAUCUGGUUGCGGAGGUGCGUCACGAGCUGCCGUCUCUCGAGGUGUACUUUUCUGAUUUAGAGGCCGGCAACGGGCAAGAAGUGUGGAGGGCGGCGGCGCCUACCUGCGGAGGUGGAGAGAGUAGCGGCGGCGACGAGACAGAGAAAGAAGGAGGCUCCGCCCAGCGCAAAGAUGGCAGACGCGAUAUGAAGCUUGGGAACAGAGGCGCUGUGUCGCAUCGCGCCGAUGAAACGCAGAGACUUCUCGUUCAGGUCGUCGGCGUCGAGUGCCUCGCGCUGCAUGCGCAGCGACUCCAAACUGACCCGGGCUUCCGCUUCGCGUCCACUUUGGUGCUGUUUCCUUCUCCGUUCGCUGCAACCGCGGUGGGGUCGCGCGGCUGGCGGCGGCAUCCCUCGAGCUCCGGUCUUUCAUCGUCUCCCGGGCUCAUCGGAGAGGUGGAUGUUGCGGCGCGAGUGCCCGCGUCGCUCUACGUGCAGGCCCUCGCAGAGGUUGGCCUUCGCCAAGGCGGCGAGGGCUCGCAAUCGAUCGCAGAGGAGAAAUGGUGUAACGGCGGCGGCGCGCAUCCUGCUGCGGCGUCGGCGUCGGCGUCGUGCGUCGUAGCAGCGCAGGACUCUCUAGAAAAGUCUCCGCUGCGGUGCGGCUCGGCGCCGUCGCUGGGCGCGGCGUCGCACCUCGCGCGCCUCUUGGCGGGCUUCCUGCUUCCGCGAGAGGUGGAGAUUCUGCGCCUCGCGGCGACUGGCUCAGGCGCGCGAGGCCUGCAGAUGCUACUCGCUGUCGCAGGGAAGCGUGCGUGCCGCGAGGGCGGAAGUUACAGAGGGAGCGAAGAGAAGCCCGACGGGGGGACGCGAGAUGAGUCGCAGCAGGUGGACUGCUUCACGCGCGAGGAUUUUGAAGACUUUCUUCUUUUCCAGGAGGAUUCGAUCGCGGAGCUUCGUCGGGAGAAUGCGAGGCUCGCCGCGCGCACAGCGCGGCUGCAAGAAGCGCUGGACCCCGAUAGAGAGGCGCUUCUUGCUCAACUCCAGAGGGAGACGAGUCUUCUGCAGCGAGAGUUUGAGCGCUUGCUGAUGCAGAAGAGCGCGCUGGGCGAGCAGCUGGCGGGGGAAAGGCGCCUGGCUGCGGCGCAGCUCGCCGAUACGCAGAAACAACUGGAAGCGGUUGUGCUGGCGUUUUCACAGUUGGAAGAAGAGCUUCAGACACGGGAGAGCGAGCUGCAGACGCUGCGGGCGGAACUCCACGCCGCGAAAAGCGCAAACGAUUGGAGAAGAGGAGGGAGAGCCGCGGAGGGCGAGGGAGAAGACGAGGCGGAUAAGGCCCUUAUGGAUAGGUUGAGCCGCGAGGCAGCGCUGGCGGCCAGGCGCGGCGAGCAGCUGCGCGACCUCCAAGAGAAGCACAACGAGCUUCUCGCGCUGUUAGAUCUGCUCGUUCACCGCGUUCCCGAGUGUCUGCAGUUCGUCUGCUCGCUGAGCGACCUCCCGUGCCGCUACAGCCGCGAGCUUCAGGCGCUCGCCUCGCAGGUGGAGACCGCUUCGCGCAGCGCGUGUCUCGAUUCCGCUGCCCCCCGUGCCUCGCUCGCUGGCGCCGCGUCUUCUUUGGGAUCCAAGGCAGAUGGGCUCCGCCCGGCAGAGGAGACGAGGCAGCAGGGCGAGCGCGCAACGUCCCGGGGCUUGUCGCCGGACUCGGCGGCCUGCGCGGCCUCUCUGUGUUCGCGCUCGCCUUUCCCGCUGCUGCCCGAAGAGGCAGGCAGCGACGGCGCGCUGGGGGUUGAGAACGACGCACGCCGAGUCCGGUGGACUAGCGACGAGGCGUUUUCUCCCUCGCGGGGCGGCGCAACCGCAAGCGGCUUCGACGAGUCGGACCUGUGCCACGGCGACGCGGGCGCAGCGUCGCCCUUCGAAGGAGCCGAAGAUGUGGCGGAGGCCGUCAGAGAGGACUCCUCGUACUCACGUCUCUCCUGCCAGUCCGGCGCGAGCUCCUCUUCGUUUCCACCGUCGCACCGCCACGGAGCCUUCUCGGAGUCCACGCCGCAGGAAACGUCUCCUCGCGACACGCCCACGCAGAUCCCGACGGCCUCUCUCUCCUCGUCUUCGCCUUCGCCGUCGUCGCCGUCUGCCUUCGCGCAGGCUGCGUUCUCGCCUCCCGCGGCCUGCGCCUUUCCUCUGUCGCAGCCCGCUGCGACAGCGCGAGAGAGGCGACAGAGCGGCGGCUCUGUCGCCUCUCUCGCGCUCGUCGGGCGCGUGCUGAGUUCGCAGCAGCGCAGUGCCGAAGGGCCUGCGUGCGAAAGGACGCUCAGCCUUUCAGCCGGUAGCGGGGCUUCUACAGCGGCUGCGGCAGCGCCGGCGGAGCCGCGCGUGGAAAGUGCGUCGAGUCACGAGGCGGCAGAGCGAGUGCGAGAGGAGGAGGAUCGUCUUCGCGCUCUGGCGGGCGCGCCUCACGCAGAGGGUGACUCGCUGGUUGCAGGCGACGCUGCGCAGACGCAGGCCGCGGGCGCGAGCCUCUCAGGUCCUGAAGCAAGCCUGGAGGACGGUGACGCCAGAGUCCAGGGAAGCGGCGCCUGGCGGCCAGGCGAGGCGAGCCUGCCGGUGGCGUAUCCGCAGGACGGAGGCGGAGAACGGGGCGAGGCGGACGGGCACCCUGGUGCCUGGAACCCCCGACAGGCCCGCGAGCUCGGCACGGCUGUCGAAGAUGCAACGGGGGCGCUCGCGAAGCCGCAGAGGAGGCACGAAGCGGAGGCGCAGCUCGCACAGACGGCGGCGGAGAGCCGCGGGCCUGAGGGCGCUGCAGAAAGCGGAGUGUCUCAGGAGCCAGCAGGGCGGUUGGGGUUCCGGGGGCGGCUGAGUCGCUUCUUUUGGUCAAGCAGCAGAGCUGGGCAGGAGGAUAGCGAAGUGCGCGCGGCGCCAUCUGCGGUGCCAGACCCGCGAGAGAAGCUCGGGACCGCGGCCGCCGGCGCGCAAGGCUCUCAGGACGCGUUUACAGAGUUCAGCAGCCGCACCGAGCAAGAGGACCGCGUGGGGAGAGACCUGCUGAUGGGUGGAGACCCCGGGAGGCCGGCGCACUUCGGCUACUGUGGACCCUUGGGCGAGUCUCCCUCGCCCUCCGGAGUCGCGUUCCAGGCAGGAAGCGAGGAAGGCAGAGGAGACCAUUCUGAGCGACGGGAUCUCUCGGAAAGACCGGCCGACGCGCUCGAGUGGGAGGUGGAGACCUCUCAGGCUCUCUCGCGAGCUGGCGUUCAGGCGCCCGCGCUGUCUUCGCUUCCGCUCACUGCCGGUGAGGCGAGUGUCUCCACAGCCCGCGAAGCCGCAUCGGCACUUCUCGCGGGGACGCCGCAGCCUGUGGAGGGCGGCAGAGCCUCUCAGGUCGAGCCUGGUAGCGCGGCCGCGGGACCAACGGGGGGGGCGGAGAGGGAGAGGGAGGAGCUGAGAGAGGCCGGCGGCCCUCCCGUCGAGGAGGUGCAGCAGGGGGUCGCAUCAGAAGGGGCGGUUGGGCAGGAGGGAGACGCGGAGCCUCAAGCGGCGGCAGGAGUGAUGAUGAGCUUCGAAGAGUACGUGGCAAUGCUCCAGGCAGUAGACGAGAGUCAGUUAACGCUGCAGCAGCUAGAAGAAUGGAGAGCGUACAGGGCCCAGUGCGAAGCAUUCUUCGCCUAUCAGCGGCAAUAUGCGCAGUGGCAGGAGCGAUAG